Molecule: messenger RNA, 666 nt
Organism: Meloidogyne enterolobii
Lineage: Eukaryota; Metazoa; Nematoda; Chromadorea; Rhabditida; Meloidogynidae
Source: the annotation of a GenBank genome assembly
AUGUAUUAUUUCCGGAAAAUAAAUCCACACAAAGGCAAAAUCUUCAAUAGUCCUGAAGGACAUGAUGUGUAUGAAGGUGUUCGUAUCGACUACAAAAGUAUAGAUGUGACCCCAGAAAAUUUUAUAGCAGUUCUUCUUGGAGAUAAGGAAAAAACUGGUGGAAAACGAGUUCUAGAAAGCACAAAAAACGACAAAGUUUUUAUUUACUUCACUGAUCACGGUGCUACUGGAUUAAUUGGAUUUCCAGGGGAUAUUAAAUAUGGAGAAUUAACCUUCUAUUUGGAAGCGUGUGAAUCUGGCUCUAUGUUUGAUGAACACAUGCCGGAAAGUUUGAAAAUUUAUGCAAUGACCGCAGCUAAUGGGCACGAGUCAAGUUGGGGUUGUUAUUGCAACACAAAAAUUCUCCCAGACAAUUGUUUGGGUGAUCUGUUUUCGGUCAAUUGGAUGGAUGAUUCUGACAAAGAAAAUUUACUGCAAGAAACAUUAGCUAGACAAUUCAGAAUAGUGAGGCGGAAAACAGACAAAAGUCAUGUUCAAAGCUUUGGAAGUUUGAAUAUUAAACACGAACAUGUGUCUGAGUUUAUGGGAUCGAAGGAACCCAAAAAGACGAAAAAAAAUGUAAAAAUAAUUUUUAAAUUAAUUUUGGAUUUUCUAGUUGUUGAGUAA